Molecule: messenger RNA, 895 nt
Organism: Rubroshorea leprosula
Lineage: Eukaryota; Viridiplantae; Streptophyta; Magnoliopsida; Malvales; Dipterocarpaceae
Source: the annotation of a GenBank genome assembly
CAUUUGCAUAUUUAUCAUGCUAGUCUUAUCUGGUCUGCUGCAGAUAUUGAGCAGGCAAUCCUGGAUUCACAUCAUCGGUGGCUAUGCCCAGCUGAAAUAUGUGUAAUUCUUCGAAAUUAUACAAAAUUUCAUUUAUCCUCAGAACCUCCAAACACACCACCCAGUGGUUCCCUUUUUCUUUUUGAUCGGAAGGUGGUGCCACACCUUAGAAAGGAUGGACAUAAUUGGAGAAAGAAAAAAGAUGGAAAGACAGUUAAGGAAUGUCACGAGAGGCUGAAGUGAACUCUCAAGCAUUGUUUUUGUCCACUAUCUGGAAGUAAAGGGAAACAGAUCAAAUUUUAAUCAAGUUAGAGAGAAUGAAGCUGUCACUACAUAUUCUAAGUCUUCCAGAUUCCGUCCAACUAAUUGCCAACGAAGAAUGGAAGAUUUAAGUUGUGUUAAAAAGACUGAAGGAGAAAUUCCUCAUUCCCAGGUAACUGAAACGAUGCCCAAUUCUGAGAUUGAUGGUUCUUCGUCUUCUGGUUCUCGUCCAAAUACAGAUAGGUAUCUGGAUGGUGCACAGCCAUUGGAACGUGAAAAUGCUCAACCAGCCAUUCCUGGAAUAGAUUCGAUCCCCACUCAAUCAGACAAGGACAAAAGUGAUAAUGAUGCUGAAUCAACAGAUGACUGGUUGAGUUACCUUGAUCUUUCAUUAUUGGAAGAUGAUUUUGAAAGUUGUCAUCCUUGUAGUGAAUCCAUGGAGGAUAAAUCAUUGUCUUCCUCCUCACAUCCUGAUACCGUAGAUAAGUUUCUCAGUGACAGCGAUGCUAAGGAGCAUUCACAGAAUCGUGCAGAAUCAAAGGUACUGACAGAGUAACAUUGCUAAAAUUUUGAUGAAUCAAAUUGCACUAUAUUU